AUGAACGAGGAGUUGCAAUGCGAUGACCGGAUGCCGAGCUAUCGGACCCACUCGGGCAUCGGCGGUAUCCACAUCGGGGCCGUCACCGAAGCCUUCAGGCCGUCUCUCUACGCCCGCAAUGGCUUCCCUUGUUCCCAUAUCUCCAUCGCCGCGGCGGGGCUCAACACCACCGAUCAUGCAUCCCACCACCGGCACGGCUUCGUGAAGUCCGCGGCAUUCGCGGUCGACGACGCCGGCGUCAUCGCCUGGGCGGCGGGAUCGACAAACUACGACGAGCCGGCGGCGGCGGCGCUGUCGAUAAGGAUCCCCGGCGCGGUUCGCACGUCGGAAGGCUCGCGCCGGUGUCGUCGGGAUGACGGGUCCGAUGUUGUCUCGUCGCCUUCGGCAUUGGGUCGAUCCUGGGCUGGAUCUGGCCCGAUGAACUGA
This is a messenger RNA of Colletotrichum graminicola M1.001, 426 nucleotides long. RefSeq lists its product as uncharacterized. The coding region runs from base 1 to 426 and encodes 141 amino acids. The transcript is spliced from 2 exons. NCBI's taxonomy places the organism in Eukaryota, Fungi, Ascomycota, Sordariomycetes, Glomerellales, Glomerellaceae. The record is from RefSeq and is a predicted model, not a curated record.